GUGGCGUGCUACGUCACUCGAGGGGCAACGUCCAAUCAUUGCGCUGGAAAACAUCACGUGUGGAGUUGUUAAGAUGGCGUCUCCGAAUGGAGGUGAAGACUUCGAGUCGUCUCUGCUGAGUUUUGAGAAGCUGGACCGGGCCUCUCCAGACCUGUGGCCAGAGCAGCUGCCAGGAGUUGCUGAGUUCGCUGCGUCCUUUAAAAACCCAAUCACCAACUCUCCUCCUAAAUGGAUGGCGGAGCUGGAGUCUGAAGACAUCGAGAUGCUGAAAGAGUUGGGCAGCCUGACCACAGCAAACCUGAUGGAGAAGGUGAAAGGACUACAGAAUCUGGCUUACCAACUGGGACUGGAGGAGUCUCGAGAGAUGACGAGAGGGAAGUUCCUCAACAUCCUGGAGAGACCCAAGAAGUGACACCAGCGACCAGGAGACACACUCACACACACACACACACACACACACACACACACACACACACACACACACACACACACACACACACACACACACCACAACAACAACCCAUAUUGGUUCAUAAUGCACCCAACGCCACUACAAAGACCACCACUCCACAGUACACACACACACACACACACACACACACACACACACACACACAGUGUUGUUCCUGAUAUCUGCUUCUAUUGGAGUGUGUAGUGUCACAGGGGUCGACUGGGUGUUUUGUGGAACACCACAGCAUCGAUUGGAUACCAAUUGAGCUCAAUUUGAACCUAGACACUCACACACACACACACACACACACACACACACACACACACACACACACACACACACACACACACAAGUGUAGUGUGCCGAUCAGGCGAGUUUGCGUUUGGUGUGUCAUUAAGAGUUCGUAGAUUUCUGUUCUAGCUCUAACGUGGGCUGCUUUUCUCGACUAACUGUGUUAGCUACUUUGCUGUUUUCAAUGCGAUUUCCCAUUGGCGACUACCCAAGUUGCUAACUGGCUGACAGCUAUGUUUCCGAAAAACGCUCCCCAGAGCACAGAACUUUAAUUACAUAUUCUACAUACCUGUAGUGUUGCUCUUUUCCAAGCUUAUUAUUCAGUGUCUGUUAUUUAUUUUCUAUUUUGUUUUUAUGCUGCAAGAUGAAUGACAUUCACAAAAUAUCACAUUUUGUGUCUGAUUGUUAUUAAUAAACGUAUUGGAAAAAAAAAACA
This is a messenger RNA of Engraulis encrasicolus (European anchovy), 1178 nucleotides long. RefSeq names its product lin-52 DREAM MuvB core complex component (gene lin52). The record is from RefSeq and is a predicted model, not a curated record. The transcript is spliced from 6 exons. Bases 74 to 412 code for a protein of 112 amino acids. Gene Ontology annotation, cellular component: DRM complex. Lineage: Eukaryota; Metazoa; Chordata; Actinopteri; Clupeiformes; Engraulidae. Gene Ontology annotation, biological process: regulation of DNA-templated transcription.